AUGAGGUCACUCGCUCCUUAACCGGUGUGCCCAGCGGGGCUAUCUCCGAUGAUGCCUUAUUCAGGGACAAGUUAAAACACAUGGGAAAAUCGACACGCAAGAAGUUGUUUGAACUUGCCAGAGCUUUCUCAGAAAAGACCAAAAUGAGGAAGUCAAAAAGAAAACAGCUUUUGAAGCACCAAGUGAUGGGGACGGCAGCUUCCACAGCAAACCUUCUUGAUGACGUUGAAGGACAUUCAUGUGGUAAGAUCCAAAUCUUGAUAUGCACAUUAGGGAAUGCACAUUCGGCUUAGCAUAUUCAUCUUAGCUC
Molecule: messenger RNA, 310 nt
Organism: Thamnophis sirtalis
Lineage: Eukaryota; Metazoa; Chordata; Lepidosauria; Squamata; Natricidae
Source: RefSeq, a predicted model, not a curated record